UAUUCGGACACAAAACGAUCGGUUCCUUCGAGUGCUUCGCCGACAACACCGACGACACCCGGAGGCUCACGAAGACGACAGAGCACUAAAGAGAUAGCAUUGGAGAAGAAUGACUUCAUUGCUCCACAAUUUACCGACAAAUUAAAGGAUUUGAAGAUCAAAGACGGCGAGUCAUUAACGUUGAAGGCUGUGGUAACGGGUGAUCCCGAGCCACAUAUUCAAUGGCUCAAGAAUGGCAAACCAUUGUCUUCAUCCGAUAUCAUAGACUUGAAGUACAAGAGCGGUGUCGCGAGUCUUAACAUCAACGAAGUGUUUCCCGAAGACGAGGGCGACUACGAGUGCAUCGCAACCAACUCUGAAGGAAAAGAGUCCACAAAAUGCAAACUAACUAUAAUUCCAAUGGAAGAGAAGCCUAAAGAAACGGGUCCUUCAAAGCCGCCACGAAUUGUAGAUCACUUGACCAGCGGAUCCGUUAGUGAUGGCUCACCC
Messenger RNA from Medioppia subpectinata, 489 nucleotides. Lineage: Eukaryota; Metazoa; Arthropoda; Arachnida; Sarcoptiformes; Oppiidae. The record is from the annotation of a GenBank genome assembly.